AUGGCAUCCAACAGCGGUCAGUUGCCGCCGCGGUUUCCGUGUUGGUGUCGAGCAGUAUACUCAUGGGGAGGAGAGACAACAAAAGAUCUGGGGUUUGUGGAAGGCGAUCUGAUCGAAUGUCUGAACGCCGGGGAUGGGCAGUGGUGGAUGGGUCGACUACGUCGUGACAGACGAGCUGUUGGACUGUUCCCCUCCAACUUUGUCGAGCUCAUGAGUGAAGAUUUUGUUCCUAUCAGUCGAGAUACCAGUCCCAUGGUGCUCUCCGGAUCUUCUCCCAUCAACAAUCCCACAUCGGCCCCGAAGAAGACGAAAACCGUGUUUCGCAAGCCCUUUCAGGCUCAUAGGGAAGCAUUAUCGCCAGCCUCGAACUUGGCGCGGAGUGGAUCGAACACACCCGUUAAAAGCUCGAUUCCUCAGACACCACCCCGAGAUGGAAGUACCCCUCGGAGUGUCAAACCUUUGCGCACACAUGCAUCCGCCGUCAAGAAUCAAGGUUCAAUGUCCCGGCCGUCCUCUGUAUCUUCACGACCCUCAUCCCGUGGGGUCUCUCCCAUUGUUUCCCCCCGUGCAUCAGUAGAGCCAGAGAGGUCACCUUCCGCUCUGAUAGCCCGUGGAAGUAUAUCAUCAUCACGACCGUCAUCGCGACCUACUUCUCGAGAAGUUUCCCCAAUGAUUUUGCAAGAAGCAGAGCCCGAGCCCGAGCCCGAGCGUGAAGACUCCCCCCCCGCCGCCGCCCCCUCCUCCGCAUCGAAUCGCACUGCAGCGCGGCCCGUCGCAUUCUCCUCAGCCAAAUCACUCUCCUCAGCCAGCUCUAUAUUACCAGCAACCCCAUUCUCCACAGCCAUAUAUGAAUUAUCAACCGCCUCAUUCUCCACAACCACCUGCGCACUAUCAGCCGCCCCGCUCCCCGCAACCGCCUACACAUUAUCAUGCACCCCGAUCUCCACAACCACCUAUGAAUCAAUCACACCGACGAAUGCAUUCCCCACAACCUCCUCCGUCCAGACCUCGGCAGCCCUCUCGCUCGCCCACGCCUUUGAACAUGAACGAUCGAUAUGUGAUAUUUGCACGUACACCCUCCCCCGGGGCACGCUCAACGCACUCGGCCCAUUCUGCCGUUUCGGCGCAAUCAGAUGCAAAUGGAAAUACCCCAUCUCCGUUGAGAGAUGCCAUGGAGGAUGUAAUGACUUCCCUGCAAGAUAUGGGACUGCCUCGCCAAGCUCCUUCGCCUUCCCCCCGCCAGGCGCCCUCGCCAUCACCGCCGCCGACUUUUAA
Messenger RNA from Penicillium waksmanii, 1275 nucleotides. RefSeq lists its product as uncharacterized. The record is from RefSeq and is a predicted model, not a curated record. Gene Ontology annotation, cellular component: cytoplasm. The transcript has a single exon. Gene Ontology annotation, molecular function: protein binding. The coding region runs from base 1 to 1275 and encodes 424 amino acids. NCBI's taxonomy places the organism in Eukaryota, Fungi, Ascomycota, Eurotiomycetes, Eurotiales, Aspergillaceae.